AUGAGUGAAGGAGAUACAUGUCUUCAGGGUCCAGGCCUGGAUAUUAAUGUACCUGUUCCAUCUACUGUCGAAGGAGCGGGAUACAUCAAGAGAAAAUGUUCAAUCAGUCCUAGGGGUGUUAGUGAUGGUAUUUCGAUUGAGCAGGGUAAAGCUUUAUUCAUUUUACCUAGACAUAUAAGGUUGGCCAGAGCUUGCUAUGCCGUGGCAACUAAUAGCUUCAUAGAAGAGCAUGUUACUAAUAAAUCUGAUUCUUGUGCGGGUAACAAGAGGGCUCGUAGUUCACAAUCUGAUUUCUGGUCACGUGUUGAUUCUGGUGAGAUUAAGAUCCAAACUACAUUAGAUGAGUGGCGUAAUUCAGCAAAAUCAACGCUUCAGAGGAAGGUGAAUACAAAUAUUCCGAAUUUCGCUAUCAGUACUACUAAUCUCUCAGAUUAUUCUUACAAGACUACGGCGUUUGGGGAUGUUUACUAUUCGCCUAGGUUCAAUGACAACAAAUAUACAUACAGGUUCGUAAUUCUCACAAAGGGUGUGAGGAACGAGGCAUAUCGCAUUCUCAAGAGUUGUGGCAGGCAUUUUCUGACGGAGGUGCAAAUUAUUCACCAAUUAGGUAUAGAUUUAUCACCUGGAUGGGAGCAUUUCAUGGUAUUCCGCAACAAGUUGGAGGAGCUGAUUUUACGCCGUCCUUUAGGAAGCUAG
Messenger RNA from Babesia sp. Xinjiang, 696 nucleotides. RefSeq lists its product as uncharacterized. The coding region runs from base 1 to 696 and encodes 231 amino acids. Gene Ontology annotation, molecular function: cyclin-dependent protein serine/threonine kinase regulator activity. The record is from RefSeq and is a predicted model, not a curated record. NCBI's taxonomy places the organism in Eukaryota, Apicomplexa, Aconoidasida, Piroplasmida, Babesiidae. The transcript has a single exon.